Gastrolobium bilobum is the source of this 496-nucleotide messenger RNA. RefSeq names its product protein VASCULATURE COMPLEXITY AND CONNECTIVITY-like. The coding region runs from base 14 to 496 and encodes 160 amino acids. The transcript is spliced from 3 exons. NCBI's taxonomy places the organism in Eukaryota, Viridiplantae, Streptophyta, Magnoliopsida, Fabales, Fabaceae. The record is from RefSeq and is a predicted model, not a curated record.
UUUCUCACACAAAAUGGCUAAAGUAGCAGGAAUUUUUAUGUGUCUUCUAAUUGUAAUCAUGGAUGUGGGAGCUGGGAUUCUUGGCUUCGAGGCUGAAAUAGCACAAAACAAGGUUAAGCACUUAAGGUUGUGGAUAUUUGAGUGUAGAGAGCCAAGUCAUCAGGCUUUUAUGCUGGGGUUGGGUGCAGCAGUACUUUUGGGACUAGCUCAUGCUGUAGCCAAUUUGCUUGGUGGCUGCAAUUGCAUUUGUUCUCAACAAGAGUUUGAUAAGGCUUCACCCAAUAGGCAAAUGACAGUGGUUUGCUUUAUUUUAACUUGGGUGGUUUUGGCUGGAGGAUUGUCCACGCUGGUGAUAGGGACUAUGUCAAACAACAGGUCAGAUGGUUCCUGUGGUUUCUCACACCAUCACUUCCUUUCCAUUGGUGGGAUUUUGUGUUUUCUUCAUGGCUUAUUCAGUGUUGCAUAUUACGUUUCUGCCACUGCCUCCAUUGAUUAG